AGAGUUUAGCACAUUGCAGGAUAUGACUUUACUUUUUAGCGAAUUCAGUCGGCAUGGUUAUUUACUUUUUUAUGAAUUACAACGUAUACACCCGGGUGUUGUUGAAGAGGAGUUGGCGAUAGAACAUGACUACUACGUUGCUCAAAAUUUGCAAUUCGUUGAAUUUUUAGAUGGCAAGAAUAAUAAUAAUAAUCAUUGCACAAUACAAUAA
This is a messenger RNA of Racocetra fulgida, 211 nucleotides long. The record is from the annotation of a GenBank genome assembly. NCBI's taxonomy places the organism in Eukaryota, Fungi, Glomeromycota, Glomeromycetes, Diversisporales, Gigasporaceae.